CCACCACCUCCCAGGGCCCGUCAGCACUCCCACACGGCCCCGGCCAUGGCAAGGGCCAUGCUGCAGUUUCCCUGGCCCUCUCCGGCAGGCUGCACCAAGGGGAAGGUGUAGAAAACUGCCUCCAGGCACCGAGGUGUGCUGAACAGUGCCAGACCCAAGGGGGGCAGUGCCAGCACCAUGCCAGGCACUGCAGCAAGGCCCUGCAGCCCCAGCAUGGCCCUCAGCCCCCUCUGCCGGGCCUAGGAGGGCAGAGGCGAGGUGUAGUGGUGGCCCAGCAUCGCCAAGGAGCUGUUUGAGUGCAGCAGCCAGGAGCAGAGGCCGCCGGCCACAGUGCCAGCAGCGUGACGGCCCUCAGCCUGCACACCACCAGUGACAGGAUGAAGCGCAGGAGCAGCCUCAGGGCCGAGGAGAUGCAUCAUUAUGGCAUGGAACGAGACGGAAGGCGGAAAACACAAGUGUGAGUGUUACUGGGUCAACGUGCAGGGCGAGGAGGAGCGUCAGUUCGGCGGUAACAUCACCGUUUCCUUCAUCAAGUCUCACUAGGUGUGCCCAGACUUCAUCGUGAGAACCCUCAAGAUCAACUACACCACAGACGGAGGCAAUACUGAUUGGCUACAGUGAAGGUCGUGGCAGCCAAUCAGAGAGUGUACUGAAACUCCUGCUGUGAGCUACUCCUGAUGCCUGCGCCCUCACCACCCCUGUAAAGGAUGCCCAGCUAACCCAACCUCCAUGCACAAGUGUGAGUGUUACUGGGUCAACGUGCAGGGGGAGGAGCGUCAGUUUGGCAACAUCACCGUUUCCUUCGCCAAGGCUCGCCAGGUCUGCCCGGACUUCAUCGUGAGAACCCUCAAGAUCAACUACAUCACUGACGGAGGCAAUUCUGCCCUGACACACACACACAUCCCACCCUCCAUCACAGAGGAGCGCACCAUCUGCCAGUUCCAUUACGUGCUGUGGCCUGACCAUGGGGUGCCAGAGACGGUGCGGCCCCUCCUGGACAUGGUGCGGCUGGUGCGAGACUACCAGGCCUCCGAGACCCUGCCUGUCCUGGUCCACUGCUCGGCGGGGUGCGGGAGAACGGGAACCAUCUGUGCCAUUGUGGGGGCUCCUCAGGGCUGGGCGGCUGACCGAGAACCUCAACCUCUUUGGGCAGGUGAAGGAGAUGCGUCGGCAGCCAUGGUACAGACACGGGAGCAGUACAUCCUCCUGCACCGGGCUGUCCGAGAGCUGUUCAAAGAGAGGCUCAAGGUGAUCGCCGCGCACCCCUACGAGAACAUCCCCACAGACAGCAAGCCACUCAUCCUAAGGGAGAAGGAGAACGACUGUGAGGAGCUGCACCUUAGGCCAGAAAAACAGGACAAGAGUGCCAAGCCAGUGCCAGCCUCCACCACGGCCCCCAGCGUCGCCGCCACCCAGACUGACUCCCUUACCUGCUACACUCACAUGAAAGACUUCCCCGAGUUCUCCUCCCCGACGGCAACGCUUGACUGGCUGGGCUCCACCGUUCCUCCCCGGCACAUGAAGUACACAAAACCUCAGCAAUCCUCUCCUUCCUCGGCCAGCCACACCCCCUGCCAGGCCUCCCCCAGCCACCAGACACCCCUGCCACAGCCCUCCCCCCUCUCCCCCGCCUGUGUCAAGGCCGUGGUGUCCUCCGUGCCUGUGCCCUCCCCCAGCCAGGCACAGAUUGGCUACAUGAGGGCAGCACAAGUGCCUCAGCUACCCACCACCUCCCCACAAGUGCUUAACAGCUCCCCACAAGUGCCUAACAACUCCCACAAGUGCUUAACUUCUCCCCAAAAGUUCCUCAGCUCCCCAUCAGCUCCCCACAAGGCCCUAAAGUCCCUGGUGGUGCCCCAAUGAGGACCAAGCCCCAGCCUGGCCCCCCGCCUGUCCUGGCCUCCAGCUCCAAGCAGGAGAAGGAGGCGGAGAAUGCCGCCCACAAGUACAAGUGUAGUGUGGUGACUAUGCCUGAUGAACGAGCCUCCCAUAACCCACUUAGCCAGUGGGGUACCUCUUUGGCCGACUCGGUAAGGAGUGGCUCUCCUGUCACGCUGGUCGCGGGUUCAAUCCCAGGCAGCCGGCGAAUACCCUGAUCUUGAUUAAUUUCUCGUGUGUUUUGAUACACGCAGAGGACGUGUUGGGAAAUAGAGGAAAGAGAAAAAGAAGCUCCCGGGGCAUGACACAAGGGUGUCCUCAACCUGCUGUCCUCUGCUGCCGCUGCCUCCUGCCUGGACAACACCACCACCUCCCAG
Molecule: messenger RNA, 2255 nt
Organism: Eriocheir sinensis (Chinese mitten crab)
Lineage: Eukaryota; Metazoa; Arthropoda; Malacostraca; Decapoda; Varunidae
Product: tyrosine-protein phosphatase non-receptor type 12-like
Exons: 8
Coding region: 730-1863 (377 amino acids)
Biological process (GO): peptidyl-tyrosine dephosphorylation
Cellular component (GO): cytoplasm; nucleus
Molecular function (GO): non-membrane spanning protein tyrosine phosphatase activity
Source: RefSeq, a predicted model, not a curated record